Molecule: messenger RNA, 555 nt
Organism: Schistosoma haematobium
Lineage: Eukaryota; Metazoa; Platyhelminthes; Trematoda; Strigeidida; Schistosomatidae
Product: Ras- protein Rap-1b
Exons: 3
Coding region: 1-555 (184 amino acids)
Biological process (GO): Rap protein signal transduction; negative regulation of synaptic vesicle exocytosis; cellular response to cAMP
Cellular component (GO): plasma membrane
Molecular function (GO): GDP binding; GTP binding; GTPase activity
Source: RefSeq, a predicted model, not a curated record
AUGCGGGAAUACAAGCUGGUUGUGCUUGGCAGUGGUGGAGUUGGGAAGAGUGCCCUCACUGUUCAGUUUGUGCAAGGGAUUUUCGCUGAAAAGUAUGAUCCAACUAUCGAAGACAGCUAUCGGAAGCAGGUUGAAAUUGAUUCCCAACAAUGCAUGCUAGAGAUUCUCGAUACAGCUGGAACUGAGCAAUUCACAGCAAUGAGGGAUCUUUACAUGAAAAAUGGUCAGGGCUUUCUGCUAGUUUACUCCAUCACAUCACAGGCUACAUUCACUGAUCUCAACGAUCUGAGAAAACAAAUCCUUCGUGUCAAAGACGUUGACGAGUUUCCACUAGUUCUGGUUGGAAAUAAAUGUGAUUUGGAAGAUGAAAGAAGUGUGGGUACCGAACAGGGAAGAAACUUGGCAAGUGAGUGGAAGUGUCAUUUCGCAGAGACUAGUGCCAAGACUAAAUCUAAUGUAAAUGAGAUAUUUCACGAUCUUGUUCGUCAAAUUAAUGCGAAGACACCCAAUCCUGCAUCGAAGUCGUCGAAGAAAUCAAAAUGCUGUUGUCUGUGA